Messenger RNA from Letharia lupina, 1959 nucleotides. RefSeq lists its product as uncharacterized. Gene Ontology annotation, molecular function: DNA-binding transcription factor activity; transcription cis-regulatory region binding. Gene Ontology annotation, cellular component: nucleus. The transcript has 5 exons. Lineage: Eukaryota; Fungi; Ascomycota; Lecanoromycetes; Lecanorales; Parmeliaceae. Gene Ontology annotation, biological process: positive regulation of transcription by RNA polymerase II. Bases 1 to 1959 code for a protein of 652 amino acids. The record is from RefSeq and is a predicted model, not a curated record.
AUGGAAGAAUCGAAGCCUGCCCCGAGAAGGCGUCGACCGUCAGGCCGAAGGGUGAAGCCCUCCAGCGGCUCCAAACGUGACCAGGCUCCUACAGCCGGUGACGACAGCAGAUCAUCGUCCGAUGACCAUGACUCUUCAAAAGAGUCUACUCCGAUCGAACGGCGCAGGAAGAAACCCGAACUUGAGAAGUCCGGCGCUUCACGUCUCAAGGCAUCCCAAUCCAAGCAAGCCUCAUCUCAAUCUCAAAUAUCAAGCCUACUUGAGCAACCCCGACAAUCUGUGGAGCAAGUCAAACACGAGAGCAGCUUGUCGCCAUCAACAGAGGCCUCGAGCGCUCCGGUAUCCGCUGGGUGGUUCGAAAAUCCAGAGAAGUCCUCGUCUGUAUCGACGGACUUUUCUCAAGAAGACAGAGCUUGGUCACACCUGUCUCAGGACCUACAAUUCUACUUAGAAUAUCACACGACACGUCUGAAUUACCAUCAUUACUUUUUCAAGCACGACGCCAAUCAUUUCCUGCACAACAUUCUCGUUAAGCAUGCAUUACAGUAUGACCCUCUACUAUAUGCCGUCGUUGGUUUUGCGGCUUUUCAGUUGACCGUAACACGCCCGAAUGGUAAAAUCCAAGAUUUCCUGGGUUACUAUAACAAAUCGGUUUCGUUGCUACGAAAAUCGCUGGUCGAAAAUCAGAAACACACAGAGGCCACCAUGUUGACGAUCUUACAACUUGCUACCUUUGAGGAUUACCUAGGCGACUGGGUCAGCUUACUUGGCCAUCAAAAAGCUGCCUAUGGGAUGCUUCUGGAACUAUACUCAUCUCACUCGAUUAUGGAGACGGAAGUGCGCAGGAAGAUUCUAGCUUGGUACUCAAGAUUUGACGUGAUGGGAGGGCUAAUGUCUGGUUACCAGACCAUUUUGGGCCGAGAAUGGUUUGUUGCCACAGUAAAUUACUAUCGCCAGCAGUCUUUGAGUUAUCCAAACAGCAUAGACUACAAGAUUGAAGCAACCAUUGCCAAGCACCGACUCUUGGCAGUCGACCUGGCUUUGCUCUUCGCCCAAUUACCUCGGGGUGCCAUCACUAUCGAGACCUUCGAGAGAGAGAGCGAUAAGUUUGCUGAGCAGAUCAGGACCUGGAAGGAGAACCUGGACCCAAUUUUUCGAGACCCGAGCUAUCUUGUCGAAUCUUUCGAAGGAAAAGCACGAGCUCCAGAGGACAUUGUCGAUCCUUACCUGCCCGGAGGCCUUUACAAAGGCGCACUGUUUUCAUUCAACUUUAUGCUUAUCGACUGGCAUGCCAUUAACUUGAUGCACGGGUACAAGACAGCUUCGAUGCUUAAGCGACCACUCCCACUAGAGCUUUCCAGAAUAGCCUUGGAUAUAUGCAGAUUGUUUGAAGCUAUUGAAUGUUGGCCCGAUAGCCCGCCCGGGUCUAUGCUGAAAGCGCAAGGUAGUCUUGGCCUUGCAAUAUUAGUCAUUCCGAAAGAUGAAAAACAUAUUAUGUGGUGUCGGCGGAAGUUGGCCAAAGUAGAAAGCUUGGGCCAUAUAUACCCAUCUACACUUCGCCACCAAAUGGCUGAACUAUGGGGCAUACCCGAGGUCAGUGAAUGGUGGUUACCGGACGAGAAACAAUGUCCACCGGUGGUGCGCAGUAUUCGUUCGUUUAUGGAAAAUCGUCUUCCGCAAGGCAAAGACGAAUCACGGAGCGAAGACCAGCGGAACAUUAAGGGUAUUUUUUCUCAACUCAGCCUCCACGAGAGUCCCAAAGCCGGCCUGGGACAGGCGAGUGGGUUUGGGACACCGCCUUUCCUCGACUCAACAAAUCCUUCUGCUGAGGAUCUAGCAUCUCAAGGCCUGGCUGGUCAUGCAGCAGAUCCGGAUGUAGAUCAAGACAUGGGUUCGGACAAUUCUAUGCUCGAUCAGAGCCGCGAGAGCUUCUACAACAUGGGGUAUAACAGGAACUAA